AUGUUUCUGUAUUUGACCCGUGUGACCCUGACCCUGACCUGUGUGACCCUGACCCGUGUGACCCUGACCCGUGUGACCCUGACCUGUGUGACCCUGACCCAUGUGACCUCGACCCGUGUGACCCUGACCCAUGACCCUGACCUGUGUGACCCUGACCCAUGUGACCUCGACCCGUGUGACCCUGACCCGUGUGACCCUGACCCGUGUGACCCUGACCUGUGUGACCCUGACCCGUGUGACCCUGACCCAUGUGACCUCGACCCGUGUGACCCUGACCUGUGUGACCUGACCGUGUGA
Molecule: messenger RNA, 297 nt
Organism: Knipowitschia caucasica
Lineage: Eukaryota; Metazoa; Chordata; Actinopteri; Gobiiformes; Gobiidae
Source: the annotation of a GenBank genome assembly